Ananas comosus (pineapple) is the source of this 467-nucleotide messenger RNA. Its product is annotated as putative protein phosphatase 2C-like protein 44. NCBI's taxonomy places the organism in Eukaryota, Viridiplantae, Streptophyta, Magnoliopsida, Poales, Bromeliaceae. Gene Ontology annotation, biological process: protein dephosphorylation. The transcript is spliced from 3 exons. Gene Ontology annotation, molecular function: protein serine/threonine phosphatase activity. Gene Ontology annotation, cellular component: cytosol; nucleus. The record is from RefSeq and is a predicted model, not a curated record. Bases 1 to 426 code for a protein of 141 amino acids.
AUGAUAAAGGCCUAUAUCAAUUCCAGGGCAAAUGUGCACAAAGGAGAUGGUGCAAAUGAAGUUGCAGGGUCCACAACUUUGCUUGUUAUGAAUGGUAAGAAAUUUAUAGCAGCAGAUUUUGGUGGCGGAUACAAAGUUGUGGUCUGUAAGGACGGUUUGCUGCAAUUGAAGUGCGUGACAAAUAGUGAAGAACACAAGCCCCGAAAGAAGUCGAGGCUUGCUAUCACUGCACAGAAUGUAGAAUCCGAUACCAACUUCAUUAUACUAGCUAGUGAUGGUGUAUGGGAGGUUAUGAGGUACCAGGAAGCUGUAGACUUGAUAGGCCAUAUUGAGGAUGCUCAAAAGGCGGCGGAGUGCUUGGCAGCGGAGGCUCUCACUAGAAUGAGUAAAGCUAGCAUCUCCUGCAUUGUCGUCCGCUUUCACUGACGAAUAAAGUUUUUCUUUGUUAUUAUAAUUGCACCCUUAUG